AUGUCCUUACACGCGAAUUCGUCGCGCCAUGACACGGCAGCUCCCGGUUUCGGUCAAUCUUACGACCCAUUCGCCGAUCUUUCACGGAGCGCGGAUGACAUCGAUGAAGCCCUCGACUUUGAGGAUACAUACGAUGGUUUAGGCGAUGCCUUAGAUGAGACAGAUGAUGCUUUCAACGAUGAUACAUUUGGUGGAGACUCCGGUGGAGUGUCGCAUGCGCCAGUUGGCAAGGAUUUCGACUUCUUUGGACAGACUGCUAAAGUUGCGAACGCUAUUGAGGAAGAACACCAGCGCUUCAGCCGCCAACAACCAGCUCCGAAAUCAACCCAACCUUCUUCAUCGCAGACAUACGGGUCGGGAUAUGCCUAUCAGCCAGCACCGAAACCCGCUAGAACUGGUUAUGAGAAGUAUAAAUCCGAGCCAGUCUCAGACCUUCAAGUUGACGCUUCAAUAUGGGGAGUCCAGCCAAAGAAAGCAACCCCAGUAGCAGCACCAGCUCCACCACAGUCCGCAGCGCCACCGGCGGGCCGUAAGAUGAUGAGUCUAGAAGAGGUUGAAGCGGCGAUGCGAGCCCAGGCAAAAGCUCCUACUCAACCCCAACAGCCUCAACAGCCUCAACCACAGCUUCAGGCUCCAUCCCAACCCGGCCCUGAGCCUCAGGCAGCACUUCCUCCUGCUCAUUACCCUCAUCAGGAGCCCAUCAACUAUCAACAGCAGCAAUUCGACAAUCGCCAACCUCAGGGAUUCUAUGCCCCCGACAACCAGCAGCUUCCGCAAGGGGUUGUUCAUGGACAUCCUAUAGCGAUUCUGCAGCGACCAGCUUCCAAGAACAUUCCAUCUAAUGGGCCCAAUGUGCCAGUCUCUUUACCCCAGCAGCACCAACCUGCUCCCAUGGGAUUCCCAACGCAGAUACUGCAAAAUCCCAAUCGUAUGCCUGGAGAACCUACUAGAAUGAACUUGCCGACACAUCCAACUCACCGAUCGCAGAAUUCGUUUACUCGCCAACCUCAGGCUAGUGCUCCCCAAGGUCACCUUUCUCAUUUAUCCGAGCAGGAGAAGGCAUCUUUCCUCGAAGCUGAGGCAAGACGAGCUAAGCGUAAUCACAAAAUUCACGUUUUAUCAAAGGAUAAUGGUUUGAUGACACCCCAGGACAAGAGUUUCAUUACCCGAAUCCAGCUUCAGCAACUCGUCUCGGCCACUGGUGACCCUAGUGAACACGGAACCGAUGCUGCUCUCGCAGAAGAUUUCUACUACCAGGUGCUCAGUUCCUUGCGAGCUGGACAGAGACCCAACCCGAAUCAGCCACUGAACAAUUUUGCCCAGACGUACCUCUUCCAGACUGGUACUCGUCAUGGGGGCAUGAGACGUCAAGGUCGAGGCCCCGAGAAUCACAUGCAGCGUAUGGAGCAACAGGUACAGCGUGCAGUAGAGGCGGCCAAAAAUAAACCUAAGAAUAAACAAUUGGUCAUCGAGGGCAGUCUAGGAAAGAUCUCGUUCAGCAACGCGAAGACGCCUAAACCUCUAUUGAACAUUAAGCGUACUGAAAGCAGUACUGACGCCACUCGACCUGGUAGCGGGCAUCGCUCCCAUCCAACCACCGGUACCGAUAAGAAGGAGACGCUACAGAAUAUUGAGAAAGUCUAUUUGACUCUAAUGAAGAUGGAGGAUCUGGACCGCAACAUGCCUCCCCCUCCGGCAAACGGCAAUCCGGAUCCAGACUUUGAGCGACGUGCCGAGUUGCAGCAACAGUUGCAACAACUAAAUGAACAAUUGUGGAACGAACUCAAAGUCCACGAGCCUAUAGGCGCGACCUCGGUGCACCCUUUCAUUGCCUUCUUGUCCUAUCCUAAAGGCAAGAAAGCCAUCGGCCGCGUAUUCAACCAUCUUACCCUUGAGCAGCAAACAACUAUCCUGACAAUCAUCGUCAUUCACCUCGAUCAACUCGACGUGGUUCGUGGUGCGCAAGUGCAAACAGGAGAGCCAAUUAAUCUAAAUGCCGCCACUCGCGAGAGUAUUGAGCUAUUCAUUGUGGCAGUUAUGCCAAGCCUGCUCCAUCUCUUAGGCAAAUCGGAGCUGCAUAUUGUCACUGGCGUCCUUGGACUUAUAACCCAAAAUCUCAAUGUAGAUCUUGUUGCUCGAACUCGGAUUGGUGUCUCGAUGUUGACCAUGAUCCUCAGUCGAGCAGAGCUGGCCAAGCAAGCUGGACAGGCAACUGAACAGUCCUGGCAACAAUGGGUUGCUACUUUUAAUCAGUUUUUCAACGCAUUGGAACCAACUCUUCCAAACAUCUUCCCAGGCACUGUGGCAUCUGGGGAGGACAUUUAUGUGUGGCAAUUCCUUGCCGCCAUUGGCAUAGGGGCCAGCCCAGAGGAACAGCAACGCCUUGUCCUUGCUGUCAAAGACCGUGUCAUGGAUACUGUCAGCUUGUCCAAGACUCUUCCCCCCGACAUGGCAAAGACUCGUUUGGACAAUGUUAACCUAUUUAUGCGAUCUAUCGGUCUUGACGUCGAAUUGUUAAACAACUAG
Daldinia caldariorum is the source of this 2526-nucleotide messenger RNA. RefSeq names its product topoisomerase II-associated protein PAT1. Gene Ontology annotation, cellular component: P-body. NCBI's taxonomy places the organism in Eukaryota, Fungi, Ascomycota, Sordariomycetes, Xylariales, Hypoxylaceae. The coding region runs from base 1 to 2526 and encodes 841 amino acids. The record is from RefSeq and is a predicted model, not a curated record. Gene Ontology annotation, molecular function: RNA binding. The transcript is spliced from 2 exons. Gene Ontology annotation, biological process: P-body assembly; deadenylation-dependent decapping of nuclear-transcribed mRNA.